Ostertagia ostertagi is the source of this 327-nucleotide messenger RNA. Lineage: Eukaryota; Metazoa; Nematoda; Chromadorea; Rhabditida; Trichostrongylidae. The record is from the annotation of a GenBank genome assembly.
AUGUCGCUCAAGCGGCUGAUCGACGUGAAUACGGUCGCACAGCUGCUAAAGAACAACAUAAUCAACAAGGAAGGAGUUAAGAUUCUGGACUGCACCUACGAUCAUUCUCUUGUCAAAAAGAAACCCGACUGGAAGCAUUUCCAAAAAGAACUCUACGGAAAAUUCGAGAAAAUCCUAGCUCAGCCUUGUCCGUCAAAGCAGCAGUAUCUCUCUGGGCAUAUUCCAAGUGCGCCCCACAUAUGUAUGGAUGUUGCUUUUUAUCCGUCAGAAUAUGAACGAUUUGCGCUAUAUCCUCCUGAUGUCUUUCAGGAAUAUGCACAGGUACAU